Cavia porcellus (domestic guinea pig) is the source of this 923-nucleotide messenger RNA. RefSeq names its product caspase recruitment domain family member 19 (gene Card19). The transcript has 6 exons. Bases 165 to 716 code for a protein of 183 amino acids. Gene Ontology annotation, cellular component: mitochondrion. Lineage: Eukaryota; Metazoa; Chordata; Mammalia; Rodentia; Caviidae. The record is from RefSeq and is a predicted model, not a curated record.
GGGAGUUAAAGCCCGCGACGUUGCCGUGGCGGCCGGGCGGGGCCUAGCGGGAAGGGGCAUGGCUUAGGGCCGUCCCGCGGGCGGAGGUCACCGGAGCCGGUGGGCUGGCCGGAGGACGGAGGGGCGGACGGCGGCGAAGGCGGGGCGGCGCCGUGUCCGCCGCCAUGACAGAUCAGACCUACUGCGACCGCCUGGUACAGGACACGCCGUUCCUGACAGGCCAGGGGUGCCUGAGUGAGCAGCAGGUGGACAGAAUCGUCCUUCAGCUGAACCGCUACUACCCACAGGUCCUCACCAACAAGGAGGCCGAAAAGUUCCGGAACCCCAAGGCGUCGCUGCGUGUGAGGCUCUGCGACCUCCUGAGCCACCUGCAGCGGAGCGGCGAGCGGCACUGCCAGGAGUUCUACCGCGCCCUGUACAUCCACGCGCAGCCCCUGCACUGCCACUUGCCCAGCCGCCGCGCCCUGCAGAACUCAGAUUGCACAGAGCUUGACUGGGGCAGCGAGAGCCGCAGGCUGAGUGACAGGGGACCCAUGAGCUUCCUGGCGGGCCUUGGCCUGGCCGCCGGCCUCGCCCUGCUGCUCUACUGCUGCCCUCCAGACCCCAAGGUGCUGCCCGGGACCCGGCGCGUCCUGGGCUUCUCACCGGUCAUCAUUGAUAGGCACGUCAGCCGCUACCUCCUGGCCUUCCUGGCAGACGACUUUCGGGGGUUGUGAUGGAGCCAGACACCAGGCCACUCCCACUGCACAACCAAAGAGUCCCCUGCUCCCUGCUGUCCGAUGCCCGCUGCCCGCUCCCUGCUGUGGGGCUGACACCUCUUUUUCUAAAUGUUUCCUUUUCAUUAUUUAUAAUUUCUCUGUGGAGCUCACCACCUUCGCCCUACAAGGUGCUUGAUGAUAAUAAACAGAGUCUUCUCUGUCUGA